CAUUCACGUGAAAAUUGAACUACAGAGAGAGGGAGAGAGAGAGAGAGGGCAAAAAGAAAAGAAAAGAAAAGAAAAGAAAAGAAAAAUUCAUUUUCCCUCUUCUCCGUUUGGCUCUAAGAAAGAAAACACAGUGAACAUUCAUUUCAUACACAAACACUGCAUUGUACUGUCUUAUCUCGCUUCAACCAAACCCCAUUGUUGUUUCCUCAGCUUCAUUUCUCAUUAAACCAACGCUUUCUACCUCUGCUUUCAAUUUCCCUUCCCACUUUUCUUCUCCUCCGUUUUUUCUAUACAAAAUUUCUUUUACUCAAUCCCUAAAAUGUCGUAUGUUGUCAUCCACUUAGUUUUUGCAGCGCCACAAAAUUUCAACUCCUAGUUUCUUCAUGCGAUAUUCUCGGUUCGGUAACUGAAAUGGGAGAAACAGGUGGCAGUGGCUUUAGGGCGGAGGUUGAUACUUCCGCUCCCUUCGAGUCUGUGAAAGAGGCCGUCAGUAGGUUUGGCGGAAGCGGAUUUUGGAAACCCUCUCAUAGUCAUACUCAUACUCAUACUCAAAGUUACACCCAGCUAUCUGAACCUGAGCAUGAUAAAGACGAGGUUGACAUUGAUGCCACAAUACUGGAGAAGCAGGCAAUGAACAUGGAGAGUGAAUUGAUUGUCAAAGAAAGGGAGACCCUGGAAGUAUUAAAAGAACUUGAAGCAACCAAGAGAAUCGCGGAAGAUUUGAAACUGAGGCUGCAGAAAGAAGCAUUUGAAGUCAGUAUGACUCAAGACACAAAGAGAGAUGAUAUAAAUGCAACUGCUGCUAAAGAAGCAGUUAAGGAAAACCUUCGGCCUACUGACGGUCAAGGUCAGAAUGAGCAAAUCUCCCCUCCAGAACCCGGUUUAAUUCUUAUGGAAUUGGAACAGGCAAAGUUAAAUCUUACUAGGACACCUAGUAAUAUUGCUGAUCUUCGAGCUUCUGUUGAAUCUUUUAACAAAAAACUAGAGAAAGAAAGAACUGGACUUGAGAAAAUUCAAGAGAGGUUAGCCCAGAAUUCGUCCAAUAUAUCAGCCCUUGAGGAAGAGCUGAACCAAACGAAACUGAAGUUACAAGUGGUAAAAGAUGCUGAGGCAAAAGGUUUUCCAGACAACCCUUUAGAGAUUUCAAAGGAACUACAAGAAUUGAGUUCUGAGGCAGAGAAGUUUAAGAAAAUGAGGGAAGCAGCCAGACUUGAAGUUUCGAGAAUGGAAUUUGAGAUUGAACAGAACAAGGCCAUGCUAAAAACAGCUCAAGUCAAGUUGGUUGCAGCCAGAAAAAUGAAGGAAGCUGCUAGAGCAGCAGAAGCUGUUGCUCUCUCUGAGAUCAUGAUCUUAACCAAGCAUGGAAAUCCAUCGAGUGACUUUUCACUAACUCAUGGAGGUGAAAGGGUAACUCUUUCGUCGGAGGAAUAUUCUACUCUUACUCUUAAAGCUUGUGAAGCUAAAGAACGAUGCAGAAAGAGAGUUAUAGACAUCAUGCAACUAGUUGAUGCCGCAAACACAUCGAAAAUGGACAUCUUGAAUCAGGCAGAGAGAGCUUCUGAGGAACUCAAAACAAGUAAAAUUGCACUGGAAGCUGCUCUGAGCAGGGUGGAUGAUGCAAAUCAGGGAAAGCUUGCAGUUGAAGAAUUGCUUCGCAAAUGGAGGUCAGAUCAUGGUCAGAAAAGACGUACCAUUCAAAGCUCUACCAAGUUUAAGAAUGCAUGCCCUUCUCACUUGAAAAGAGAUUCUAGGCUACUUGAUGUAAAUGGAGUGAACAUGGUGAGUGACGAACCAACACCUGUUUUGAAGCCAACUCUUUCUAUAGGACAAAUACUAAGCCGGAAGCUACUACCUCCCGAAGAAUUUGAAACAGUAACGAUCCCUGAGAAAAGUUCAGUUGGAAGAAAGAUGUCACUUGGUCAGAUGCUGAGCAAACAAAGUGGUGAUGCAUCUUCUUUUAAGAAGGUUGAAAAAGAUAUUAGCCAGAAGCAGACAUUUGGAAAAAGAAAGAAGUCGGGAUUUGCUCGGUUUACUCUGCUGUUGGUGAAACAAAGUAAGAAGAAGAAGAAACCUGCAGUUGGUAAGAGGUAACCAAUUAGUUUAAUUUAACGUUGAUAUCAGGAUCAUUAUCCAUAGAUGGCUUCUAAGUGCCUCUCUUGUUUCUUCCCUCCUAUUAGGUUAGGUAUUACUUUAGGAUGGUUGUUUAUAUUUUGGAUAGUUUCUAGAUGGCUUUGUCUUAUAUAUUUUGUAUGUGUUAUCCAAAGAUUGUUAUUAGCAUAGUGCAAAGUUCUCAACAGAAAUACAGUCUUAGAGUUCUAACCAUUUCAGCUUUGUUUAA
Cucumis melo (muskmelon) is the source of this 2338-nucleotide messenger RNA. RefSeq names its product WEB family protein At2g38370-like. Bases 412 to 2091 code for a protein of 559 amino acids. The transcript is spliced from 2 exons. NCBI's taxonomy places the organism in Eukaryota, Viridiplantae, Streptophyta, Magnoliopsida, Cucurbitales, Cucurbitaceae. The record is from RefSeq and is a predicted model, not a curated record.